CCCGGACACACUUCCGCCUGCCCCGCCCCGCCGCGCAGAGCUAGGUUUAGCGAUGAGAAGGGGCCGGGUGGGUCGUGUCAGCUUUUCAGAGCGUGCUCGCUCCGAGUCUGGACGAGAAGAUUGGUGGGAAGAACCUCGUUGUGCGGUUCUCUGCUAAGUGCCACAGCUCGUGCCUCAGUCCGCGGUGGUUUACCCUCCCGGCCGCCCCUCCUUCAUGGGCCUGUCGCGAGUUCUGCGCGACCCUAGGAACUCUGGGCUCUCGACACAACAGCGGCCACUGUCGCUCCCGGGCCGCUCCUCACUUCGCUCCACCCCUCUCAGAUCGCGGUGAAGCGAGCGGAGCCGAGGAGCCGGGCGGAGGGCAGCCGAACCGCACUGAGUCAGAGGAGUCCAGUCCAGUCGAGCAGAACCCGGUGGGCCGAGCCACACCGAAGAGCACGGAGCAGCGAUCAGGCGGCCGCCACCAUGAAGCGGGACCGGCUCGGUCGCUUCCUGUCGCCUGGGACGGCUCGGCAGCGCGGGAGUUCGGGCGGCGGCUGUGGAAGCGGUCGGACUCGGGGCCGCCCUUCUCGCACCGGCGGAGCGAGCGCGGACGGGGCGGCGGCGCAACUCAGCUGGGGCUCGACGCGCUCUUGCGCGGACACAGGCGAGGACGGUACAGACGAGGCAGGAGCAGGCCGAACUUUUGCCAUGGGGCACUGUCGCCUCUGCCACGGGAAGUUCUCCUCGCGGAGCCUCCGCAGUAUCUCCGACAGAGUGCCUGGGGAGACCUCCGAGAGACUGUCCCCAGGGGAGCGUGUCUUCAUUAGGGACUUUCAGCGUCUGCUGGGUGUUGCUGUGCACCAGGACCCGGCCCUGCCUCCGUUUGUCUGCAAGAACUGCUACACCCAAUUCUAUCAGUGCCACAGCCUCCUCAGGUCCUUCUUACAGAGAGUCAAUGUCUCCCCAGCUGGCCAGCGGAAGCCUUGUGCAAAGCUUGGUGUUCAGCCUCCCACAGUGGCCGAGGAGGGAACAUGUAUGGCUGAUCUGAUCACCUCGAGCCCUCGGUGUCUGCACAGCUUGGUGGGCUGGGUACAUGAACAUGCAGCCAACUGUGGGUCUCUGCCCAGCCUUCAGAGGACACUGUCCUCUGAGUACUGUGGCAUCAUCCAGGCUGUGUGGGGCUGCGACCGGGGCCAUGACUUCACCAUGGACACAGACUCCAGCUGCAGAGCUCUCUUUUUGGACAGUGCAUUAGCAGUGAAAUGGGCAUGGGGCAAGGAGAGAUCACCACGGCUGGCCCAGAACUCAGAGUUGAACCCCACGGGAGCUGCCUCUCAGCUCUCCCAGACCGGAGAAACCCAAGUUGGAUCUGAGACCAAGACACUACCCAGUGUGGAUGUGGCCCUGCUGCACUCACAUGGAGACUCUGUGGGACCUGGGAUAGGCCCCUAUACUCAGCCAAACUUGGCUCCCAGUGAGGCCCCAGGGCAACUGGGUGAGAAGCAGGUUCCAUCUUCAACCUCGGAUGAUCGGGUAAAAGACGAGUUCAGUGACCUUUCUGAGGGAGACUUCCUGAGUGAAGAUGAGAAUGAGAAGAAGCAAAACCCACAGUCCUCGGAUGAGUCCUUUGAGCCUUACCCAGAAAAGAAGUAAGAGUAUAGCCCUGUCUAAGCCUAUGAUGUCUAGAGUGAUGUUGUACAGGUUAGCCUGGGUGCACAUGGGAAUCUUGAGUGUUUAAAAAUGGGAUAUGGAGGCCCAUGCUGGCCUCAGUCCUUUCCUUUGGCCCCAUCUCCCAAUGCCAGUGAACAUGGCAGCUUCUUUUUUUCUUUUUAUUGCACUUAAUGUAUUUAUUCGUGUGUGUGUGUGUGUGUGUGUGUGUGUGUGUGUGUGUGUGUGUGUGUGUGUGUUGCACAUGGGGAAGUCAAAGGACCACUUCCACUGGUUCUAGGUAUCAAACUCAGGUGCCUUUCAUCUGCGGAGCCAGCUCAGUGGCUUCUAAAUGAACCAGGAGGUCUGUUUGAAAGGCCAGGUGAGCAACUGAAUAUGAUAGGAUCCCCUUGACCUUUGGCCACCCUUUUUGGUGGGUUGGGGACCUGGUCUAAAUGUGUAUCACAAGGCGGCAGGCAGCCCUGUUGGUAAGACACAGCCCCAUUGUAGGGAGUAUCUUAGUUGUUCUUUUCCAGUCCGUUCCUAGUGUCCUUAGCAUUGUCCUGGCCCUGCUCUGUUCCUUUUGAUCUAGGAUCAGGCCUCUUCUCAAGUCCAGGAACUCAGCCUUGUGACCAUUUUCAAGUCAGCCCUUGGCUCUGAUUUCUUUGUCCAUUCUUUGUUAAGCCUCUUGUGUGGCUUUCCCCUUUCUCCAAACAAACAUAGGAUUCUAACAAGGAGAGACAGAGUUUUCACUUGGGUCUCUUUCCUCUUAGCCCUGUGCCAAGAAAACCCGCAUACCCAAUAACUAGUUAGUGACUGCCUCAUUGUCACAGUGCUCUGAGGAUUUCACAGUUCAGAGUGAAAAUCCCAAGAGCAGCUCUGGGCACUACACUGUCAGCUAAGAACACCCUACAAAAAGACUGAGAAUUUCUUGGUUUCUU
This is a messenger RNA of Peromyscus maniculatus bairdii (prairie deer mouse), 2570 nucleotides long. NCBI's taxonomy places the organism in Eukaryota, Metazoa, Chordata, Mammalia, Rodentia, Cricetidae. The record is from RefSeq and is a predicted model, not a curated record.